CUCAGAGUGCAAUAGUGAUCAUGUAGUUCAGUUGGCUGCCCAAUCAGCUCCUUCCACCAGUACACCAUUUGAACAGAAUGAUGCCAGAUACUUUACCUUUGAUGACAGGGACAACAUGGUUCAACCCAAGCUCAAUGAGGCGUUGGUCCCAGGACAGUCUUUGCUAUCCCGUGGCAGCCCACUCCAUUCGCCUCAGCAUUCAGAGGUCUCCACAGAGGGAGCCACAGCUUACUUCCACACAGCCCAUAACUUCCUGUCUAAUUGUUUGACUAACCAUAAUGAGACAUGGGUUGAUCAGAGAACAUCUCAACUAAUCAACUUCAGCACAACUGAUGGACAGGUGCAGGGUAACUCAGAGGAGAUUAAGGAGAAGGUGGCUGAAAAUUCCUGCAACAACAGCUAUCAAAAACAUCAGGACCAACAGUCACCAAAGUACACAGAAGGCUCCAACAAUGCUCAGUUUGACCUGCUGUCAGAGAUGGUGGACCAUCGGCUUCAGCUGUUCCUGGAUGUGGAAGUGUUUGGGGGAGAAGAGGAGUUUCGCUGCUUUUUAAAGAUGUCCAUUGUGAAGUUUGGGGAUGCAGUGGAGUUCCAUUCUCUUAUGGUUGUGUCGGACCAGUACAUCUACAUCUUAGAAAUCACCUCACAGUCUGAGUAA
Sinocyclocheilus rhinocerous is the source of this 658-nucleotide messenger RNA. Its product is annotated as serine/threonine-protein kinase 11-interacting protein-like. NCBI's taxonomy places the organism in Eukaryota, Metazoa, Chordata, Actinopteri, Cypriniformes, Cyprinidae. Bases 116 to 658 code for a protein of 180 amino acids. The record is from RefSeq and is a predicted model, not a curated record. The transcript has 4 exons.